GUCAGCUGACGCGACAGGGUUUGAAGCGGCACCGCGAGGGAGCGAGGCCGCAGCAGCGGCAGCGGCGGGCGCUCGGACCCUGGCUGCCCCGCCGCGCCCGCCGGCGUCCGGCGCUCCCCGCCGCGGCAUGGCGGCCCCCGUGGGCCGGCGCGGCUCAGAGACUGAGCGCCUCUUAACCCCCAGUCCUGGGUAUGGCACCCGGGCUGGGGCUUCCCCGCCCCCCCCGGAAGAGGAAGACCUCCGCCGCCGGCUCAAAUACUUCUUCAUGAGUCCCUGUGACAAAUUUCGGGCCAAAGGCCGCAAGCCCUUCAAGCUGAUGCUGCAAGUAGUGAAGAUCUUGGUGGUCACGGUGCAGCUCAUCCUGUUCGGGCUCAGCAACCAGCUGGCAGUGACAUUCCGGGAGGAGAACACCAUUGCCUUCCGGCACCUCUUCCUGCUGGGCUACUCGGAUGGGGCGGAUGACACCUUCGCGGCCUACACACGGGAGCAGCUCUAUCAGGCCAUCUUCCACGCUGUGGACCAGUACCUGAUGCUCCCUGAUGUGUCACUAGGCCGCUAUGCCUACGUGCGGGGUGGGGGUGGCCCCUGGGCUAAUGGCUCAGCCCUGGCCCUCUGCCAGCAGUACUACCACCGAGGCCACGUGGACCCAGCCAACGACACCUUUGACAUUGAUCCCAUGGUUGUCACUGACUGCAUCCGGGUGGACCCCCCUGAGAGACCCCUUGUGCCCCCCAGUGAUGAUCUCUCCCUCUCGGACGGCAGCGCCAGUUACAAGAACCUCACGCUCAAAUUCCACAAGCUGAUCAACGUCACCAUCCACUUCCAGCUGAAGACCAUCAAUCUCCAGAGCCUGAUCAACAAUGAAAUUCCAGACUGCUACACUUUCAGUGUCCUGAUCACUUUUGACAAUAAGGCGCACAGCGGGCGUAUCCCCAUCAGCCUGGAGACCCAGGCUCACAUCCAGGAGUGUAAGCACCCCAGUGUCUUCAGGCACGGAGACAAUAGCUUCCGGCUCCUGUUUGAUGUGGUCGUGAUCCUCAUCUGCGCCUUCUCUUUCCUGCUGUGUGCCCGCUCGCUGCUCCGUGGCUUUCUGCUGCAGAAUGAGUUCGUUGGGUUCAUGUGGCGGCAGCGGGGACGGGUCAUCAGCCUCUGGGAGCGGCUGGAAUUUGUCAACGGCUGGUACAUCCUGCUGGUCACCAGCGAUGUGCUCACCAUCUCGGGCACCAUCAUGAAGAUUGGUAUCGAAGCCAAGAACCUGGCAAGCUAUGACGUCUGCAGCAUCCUCUUGGGCACUUCCACGUUGCUCGUCUGGGUCGGCGUCAUCCGCUAUCUGACCUUCUUCCAUAAGUACAAUAUCCUCAUUGCCACACUGCGGGUGGCACUGCCCAGCGUCAUGCGUUUCUGCUGCUGUGUGGCUGUCAUCUACUUGGGCUAUUGCUUCUGUGGCUGGAUCGUAUUGGGGCCAUACCAUGUGAAGCCCCUAGUUAUGCCCAUGGCUCCUUCUGACCCCACCAUCCCACUGCCCUGCUGGCAGUUUCGCUCGCUGUCCAUGGUGUCGGAAUGCCUGUUCUCACUCAUCAACGGGGACGACAUGUUCGUGACGUUCGCCGCAAUGCAGGCACAGCAGGGCCGUAGCAGCCUCGUCUGGCUCUUCUCUCAGCUCUACCUCUACUCCUUCAUCAGCCUCUUCAUCUACAUGGUGCUGAGCCUCUUCAUCGCGCUCAUCACUGGAGCUUAUGACACCAUCAAGCACGCAAACGUCACACAUGGUGUAUCAGCCCUGGAGAUUCAAGCCCAGACAUGCUCCCACUGUGUGCCACCACUCGGUAGAUGUGUCCAUCCAGGCACCCAGCGUGUGUCAGCACCCCGGCGGCGCUGGCGCAGAGGAGAGCGAGCUCCAGGCCUACAUCGCACAGUGCCAGGACAGCCCCACCUCCGGCAAGUUCCGCCGCGGGAGCGGCUCGGCCUGCAGCCUCCUCUGCUGCUGCGGCAGGGACGCCUCGGAGGAGCAUUCGCUGCUGGUGAAUUGAGUCGGCCCCGCCACUGCUGCUGGACAUUAGCCCUUCGACUGCCGAGACUCACGCUUAUUUAUUUUUAGGGUUUGCUUUUAAGGACCGGUUCCCCGCCGCGCCCUGAGGACCUGGGCCCGUCGGGUGGGACGCGGGUGGGACGCGGGUGGGACGCGGGUGGGGUGGGCGUUAAAUAAACGGGGAAAUAAACUUG
Nyctereutes procyonoides (raccoon dog) is the source of this 2223-nucleotide messenger RNA. It is a transcript of the gene MCOLN1, whose product is annotated as mucolipin TRP cation channel 1. The record is from RefSeq and is a predicted model, not a curated record. Gene Ontology annotation, cellular component: plasma membrane; lysosomal membrane. Gene Ontology annotation, biological process: transmembrane transport; monoatomic ion transport. The coding region runs from base 128 to 2098 and encodes 656 amino acids. Lineage: Eukaryota; Metazoa; Chordata; Mammalia; Carnivora; Canidae. The transcript has 15 exons. Gene Ontology annotation, molecular function: NAADP-sensitive calcium-release channel activity.